Molecule: messenger RNA, 3402 nt
Organism: Solanum lycopersicum (tomato)
Lineage: Eukaryota; Viridiplantae; Streptophyta; Magnoliopsida; Solanales; Solanaceae
Product: putative late blight resistance protein homolog R1A-3
Biological process (GO): defense response to other organism
Molecular function (GO): ADP binding
Source: RefSeq, a predicted model, not a curated record
AUAAAUGGAUAGGUCAUUGGCCCAAUUAUAUGUUAUUGGGGCUGUCCAAAUUCGAAAAUUUUAUAUUAAAAAAUUACUCUCCUUGCAAACAGAGCUCGUUUAUCUUCAAACUUUCCAUUUUUACAAUAAUCUUGAAUACUUGAUGGCAGCUUAUAGUGCUGUAAUUUCUCUUCUUCGAACUCUUGACGAACGAAAUAUUCAUGAACUCUUUCAUGAUCACACUGCUGAAGCACUCGAUUCUCUUCGUGCAAUUACUGGAUAUUUCCAAAAAGUUCUUGAUGAAUUUGAACCUGGAAAAAUCAAAUCUUUUGAGGAAAAAAUUAGAGUUGCUGCAAGUGAGGCAGAAGAUGUUGUUGAGCUGAAAACUCGUCAAAUCAUCAAAGGCUCAAGUUGGACAUUUGGAAUUUUACAACACCAGGAUUUGCUACCAGUUGUUGAAAAAAUGGAUACGAUAAAGAAACAAGUGAUGGAGACUGUUUCACAUGAUGCUGAUCAAGUUCAUGAAUUAGUUGGGGAUUCCUUGAUUGACACUUCUUCUACAAUUAAUCCAAUGCGGUCAGAUAAAUCGGAAGAUGAUAUCGUGCAGGGAAUUGAUGAUGACUUGGAGAUCAUAGUUAAAAGAUUGAUAGGACCACCGUCUGAUCUAGAGAUUGUCACAAUAACAGGCAUGGGUGGCAUUGGCAAAACAACACUCGCUAGAAAAGCUUAUGAUCAUCUCCAAAUCAGGUAUCACUUUGACAUUCUUGCUUGGGUAACAAUAACACAAGAAUUUCGGAAUAGAAAUGUCUUGUUAGAAGCUUUACGUUGCAUUUUAAAGUCAACAGAUAGUUUUAAUGCUAAAGAUUAUGAUGAUAAUGAGUUAGCUGACCUAGUGCAAAAAAAACUAAAGGGUCGAAGAUACCUUGUUGUUGUUGAUGAUAUUUGGACUAAAAAUGUUUGGGAUAGCAUAAGAGGAAUAUUUCCAAAUUACAAAAAUGGGAGUCGAAUCUUAUUGACUACUAGGGAAACUGAGGUAGCGAUGUAUGCAAGUACUUGUAGUCCUCAUGAGAUGAUCCAUUUGAGUUUAGAAAAUGGUUGGAGGUUACUUUGUGAUAAGGUGUUUGGACAAAAAUAUGAACAUCCUCCUGAAUUGGAUGAAAUUGGAAAGGAAAUAGUAGAAAAAUGUCAAGGACUACCCUUAACAAUUUCAGUGAUUGCGGGACAUCUCUCUAAAGUGGCCAACACAUUAGAAGGUUGGAAGGAUGUUGCCCGAAACUUAAGUGAAAUCAUUGCUAGUCAUCCAAAUCAAUGCUUAGGAGUGCUCGGUUUGAGUUACUACCACUUGCCUAAUCGCCUCAAGCCUUGCUUUCUUUCUAUGAGUAGUUUCCCGGAGGACUUUCAGGUUGAUACUCGGAGAUUGAUCCAAUUAUGGAUUGCAGAAGGUUUCAUAAGGACAUCCGCUGGAAGUCGUAAAAGCUUGGAGGAAGUGGCAGAACAUUAUUUGGAAGACCUUAUUAGCAGGAACUUGAUACAAGCUAGAAAAAGAAGAUUCAGUGGUGAGAUAAAAGCAUGUGGAAUACAUGAUAUACUGCGCGAGUUCUGUUUGAUUGAAGCUGAAAUGACAAAUCAUAUGCAUGUUGAGAGAACUCACCUUACUCUUCCAACCCAAAAGAAUAAUGUUUGUCGCUUCAGUUUUCAAACCGAAUCUUAUUCAGUUGAUGAUUGUUAUAAGCUAAUACCCCCUGUUUCCAGAUCUAUCUACUUAUUUUCGCGAUUGAAUCUACCUCUUCAACCCUGUAUUAGGCUUCACAGGAGAUUGCCCAUCUACCGUCAUGAUCCAAUAAUACAUGAAUUUUUCUCUCGUUUCAACCUUCUAAGGGUAUUGUCCAUCUUCAAUACAAAUGGAUAUUUCAAGUCAUUUCCACUUGUGAUUACAAAAUUGUUUCAUUUGAAAUAUCUCCAAGUUCGAUUUGAUGGAGAUAUUCCUAACUCAAUCUCAGAUCUUCAGGAUUUGCAAACUCUAAUUUGUAGUAAUUAUUCUUUCUAUGUAAAUUUACCUAGGGAGAUAUGGAUGAUGAAGAACUUGAGGUAUAUAUGUAUGGGGGGAGUCACUUAUUUACCCAGCCCUAGAAGAGGAAGUCUUGUGACACGGAUGCCAAAUCUUGAGGAACUUUCUGGUGUUUGUUUUACAAGUUGUACAAAUGAAGUCUUUUCUGGCAUUCCCAAUAUAAAGAGAUUGAUCAUUCAUGUACCUUAUUUCAGAAAACAAUUCCCCCAUCGGAAAUUGGAUAUGUCCAGAUUGACAAAACUCGUAGCAUUCAAGUUUAAAGGGUCAACUCUUUUUCAAUACACCAUCAAGGGAUUUGGUUUUCCAACAUCACUUAGGAGGUUGUCUUUAACUUUGUGUAGUUUUGUUUGGGCAGACAUAUCACCAAUUGUUAUGAUGUUGCCAAAUCUUGAAGAGCUCAAACUUAAACAUUGUCAAACCUUGAGUGAUGAACAAUGUGAUGAAUGGAGUGAUAAUUGGGGUUAUAAUUGGAGAUGGACUGAUAAAUGGAGUGAUGACUGGAGAUUGAGUGAUGAAGGCAAGUUUAAAAGCUUGAAGUUGUUGCAAUUGAGUGGCUCAACUCUUACUCAUUGGGACGCUAGCAGUGAUAACUUCCCAAAUCUAAAAUGCAUUGUUCUGAAGGAAUGCCACUGGUUGCGAGAAAUUCCAGCAGAUUUUUGGGAAAUUUCUACAUUGGAAUUAAUUGAGUUACAUGAUUGCUGCACUAGUGCUGAGGACUCUGCAAAAAAUAUUGCACAAGAACAUGAAGAUAACAUGGGAAAUAAUUUCCUUAAGGUCGACAUCUAUAAUUACAGGAACUAAAGCUUAUUUUUAGGACCAUCUAUGUUAUUUUGGAGCUGAUAUGAAACUUUGAUGAUUUAACAAACUUCGGGUUCUAACAAAGGACCUGGUCGAUGAGAGAUUGUGUAUGUGAAAAAAAACAGAAACACAGUUGUCUAAAAGCUGCCACAACUGCCAACUCUGUUGUGACUGGUGCAUGUCUUUUCAUAGCAGCAGGCUCAGCCAAUGGCUCGGUCCCAAGGGUUUGUGUCCAAUUUAUAUUAGUCUCUUCUCUGACCAAGGGUAGGUCCGCCACUGGAUGUGUGGGUGCAGCAGAGUUGCUGCAAUUUGUUCUUCUCUUAUCUUUGAGAACUGUAGUUGGUGGCUAGAGCUAGCCUUGUUGGGUUCUUAAAGUCUAGAUCAACUAGAGUUAGUUGGUUUAGUGGGCAAUAAAGUUAUUGCUUAGUUUCUAUUGUAGUAGAGUUGCUACAGUAAGGGGGAAAGAAUUAAGAGUUUAAAUCCUAGGUUGCAAGAGUUUGUAAUCUGAAGUUUUGCUCCGUUUUGAGUGAAAUGGAGUUUGAGUUGAAUUCUUGUGA